This is a messenger RNA of Annulohypoxylon maeteangense, 1049 nucleotides long. RefSeq lists its product as uncharacterized. NCBI's taxonomy places the organism in Eukaryota, Fungi, Ascomycota, Sordariomycetes, Xylariales, Hypoxylaceae. The record is from RefSeq and is a predicted model, not a curated record. Bases 292 to 759 code for a protein of 155 amino acids. The transcript is spliced from 2 exons.
CAUUCCGACGUGCGGCCGUUGGAUCCGAGAACUCGUGAUUGGAUCUGGGGAAGCGGUGAAACGACGCCGGUGAACUUUGAAGUAGAUUUCUAGAUUUCUAGAUUUCAGUAACUACCGAUCUAUCUCGGUGUUUAUAUUAUUAUAAAGGAAGGGCCAAGACGCUCUAAACCUUUCCUAUUUUAUCCUCGUCGUCAUCAUCAUCAUCGACAAGACGUCUUAAUCAUAAGUUUUUAAACGUUGCUCAACACCAACACCAACAAUCACCCACCAUCAAAUCACAUCGCUUUCAUCAUGAAGUUCUCCACUGUAAUAAACUUCUUAGCUGCCACAGGUUUAGCGGUCGCUGCGCCGUCAUCCCACCAGACUCGAUCCGUCAACGACGUCCUUCCAGGGCUGAAGCGUGACACUUCCGGUGGCGGCUUUACCCAUGUUGGCUCCGACAAUGUCGUACGAACCUUCGACAGGGAUUUGAAUGUGGUCGACUUCGCACAACUCGACGACCGAGCCCCAUCUGGAGACGGGUGGCCGCGGAGCCCCAGCGCAGCGAUCCUCGACGAGGUCAAGCAGGCUAAAGCGAGAUCAGCGGCCGAAGUCUCGAAGCCACGGUCACGAAGCCCUCUUGAGGGAAGGCAGCAGCCCAGCUGCGUUAGCGAGAACUGCCCGAACGACGAUUGGUGCAAGGGUAUGUGGCUCUGGGGAUACAACUGUACGUCUUGCAUGCUUGUCUCGAACAACAUCGGCAACUGCCAGGAAUUUUAGCUCUGGGUAAAGGGGUCGCAUACCUAGGUACCGCAAUUUUUAGGUAGGAUGUGGGUUCGCCAUUACACCUGAUAAGGGGUCUAAACCUAGUUCAAUUUUGUAGCUAGUUGGAAAUAUUUACAAACCUAACGUUGUACGGUUUAUGAAUUCUUAUUUCUUCUGGGGAGCAGGGCCACAAGCUUUGACAUCUUAUACACGGGGACGGUAUAUAUACGUCAUGGUUUGUAAUGUUGAAGAUAGAACUUGAACUAGAUUAUUGCCUUCCUAAUGAGAGAAUAUGAAAAUUAUUA